Molecule: messenger RNA, 1592 nt
Organism: Glycine soja
Lineage: Eukaryota; Viridiplantae; Streptophyta; Magnoliopsida; Fabales; Fabaceae
Product: very-long-chain 3-oxoacyl-CoA reductase 1-like
Exons: 3
Coding region: 371-1366 (331 amino acids)
Cellular component (GO): endoplasmic reticulum
Molecular function (GO): ketoreductase activity
Source: RefSeq, a predicted model, not a curated record
UCUGUAUUAUAAUCAGAGACGGAAGGAGUAUUUUGGAAAAUCUAAUUUCCUUUCGAAGACAAAAUAUUUUAGAAAUGUGUGUUAGAAUUAUAAUACUCAUUUUUUUUUCUUAAAUUUAAUAACUGUACUCUAUUAGUAUUUAAAUUCAAAUGUUUACCUACUCUGUAAACUUCCAUCGGAAACGUUAACCCCUGUCCCCACCCCACAGGCCCACACCAAUGACAUGACUCCCUCACAUCGUGCAUGUGAAGUUGUUUCCUGAGGUUAAUGAAACAUUUACUAAUAGAAACAAAAGUAUUCCUAUUUCCUGAUGGUGACAUAAUUAUUAAAGUCUCUUAUAAAGUUAGAAAAUUUCUUGGAGUUUGUUAGAAUGAAAAUGGAGGGGCUUGAUUUGUUCCUAGUAGCAACGAAUACCAUAGGCUUCAUUUGUGUGUGCAGUGCCCUUAUCAAAUUUCUCAAGUGGGUAUGGGUGGUGUUCUUGAGGCCACCAAAGAAUCUCAAAGAGUAUGGUUCAUGGGCCAUAAUCACUGGCUCCACUGAUGGAAUUGGCAAGGCCAUGGCUUUUGAAUUGGCAUCUAAGGGACUUAACCUUCUCUUGGUUGGUAGAAACCCUCUAAAACUUGAGGCAACAUCCAAGGAAAUAAGAGAUAGACUUGAUGUUGAGGUUAAGUUUGUGGUCAUAGACAUGCAAAAAGUUGAGGGAGUUGAAAUAGUAAAAAAAGUAGAGGAAGCAAUAGAUGGAUUGGAUAUAGGUUUGCUAGUUAAUGGUGCAGGCUUGGCUUACCCUUAUGCUAGAUUCUUUCAUGAGGUUGAUUUGGAGCUUAUGGAUGCUAUUAUAAAAGUAAACUUGGAGGGAGCAACUUGGAUCACAAAGGCAGUGCUUCCCACUAUGAUCAAGAAGAAAAAGGGAGCAAUAGUGAACAUUGGCUCUGGUUCCACUGUUGUGCUUCCUUCAUAUCCUCUAGUCACCCUCUAUGCUGCUACAAAAGCAUACCUUGCAAUGUUCUCGAGAUGCAUCAGUUUGGAAUACAAGCAUCAAGGAAUUGACAUCCAAUGUCAGGUUCCAUUAUUUGUAUCAACAAAGAUGACCAAAAUGAAGACAUCAAUUUUUGUUCCAACGCCGGCUAUGUAUAGUAAAACAUGCACAAGAUGGAUUGGAUACGAAAAACUGGUUGAGCCAUACUUCCUCCAUUCUGUGCAGGGGUUUCUCAUAAGGGCAAUUCCUGAUUCAUUAGUGGAUUCCUAUAUGCUGCGCUAUUUUCUUUAUUGGCGUGGAAGAGGACUCUCCAAGGACUCCAACAUUAAAACAUCAGCAGCAUCUAAUUCUGAAGAAGCAAACAUCAUUAAUCAAGAUCAUACAAAUUAAGUCCUAGUUCCUAUAACAACAUUUAUGGAAAGUUGUGGCUGAUCAUGGAGACCCCCAGUGAAUUAAUUAUAGUUUUUUUUUUUCUCUUUUUCUUUUCUUUUUAGAUUUGCCUUUCGGUAAAGUCGUUUACCUACUUUCCACUAUUGUUAGUUUUAUACUUAUAAGUUUUAUCUGCAAUUGGUCAGCCUUUACUUAAUCUAGUUAUUCUUUGAACAUUUGCUUUGCC